Mycena indigotica is the source of this 2553-nucleotide messenger RNA. Its product is annotated as Beta-Ala-His dipeptidase. Gene Ontology annotation, biological process: glutathione catabolic process; proteolysis. The transcript is spliced from 16 exons. NCBI's taxonomy places the organism in Eukaryota, Fungi, Basidiomycota, Agaricomycetes, Agaricales, Mycenaceae. Gene Ontology annotation, molecular function: protein binding; peptidase activity. The coding region runs from base 1 to 2553 and encodes 850 amino acids. The record is from RefSeq and is a predicted model, not a curated record.
AUGGCUCCUCAUCCAUCCUUGAGCCGCAAUCUGUGGCAGCAGAUUGACUCCGACGACACCCAGGGGCCUACAACAACCACUCCUCGUUUGGCUCAUUCCCUGCUCGAACGCCGCUCAGUUUUGAGCUUGGCUGCGAGUGAGUUAUACAUCUUUUGUGGGAGCCAAAGCCAGGAUAUUCCGGUCUGGGACCGAAAGUCUCUUCGGUUUAAAGAUAGUCUACGCGGCCACACAGGAUCUGUGCUUGCCCUCGAAUACGCGGAAGAGGAGAAAUGGCUGUUCAGCGCGUCUGGAGAUAGCACAAUUCGCGUUUGGUGCACGGCCUCACUAACACCACUCUACGUUAUUUCGCCUUACCUUGAAACCGGUGCAGGCGAUUUGUUCUCUUUGACAUGGGUUCCGUCAUCUCGAACACUCUAUGUCGGCUGCCAAAACACAUCCAUUCAAUGGUUCGACUGUAACAAAGACCUGCAGGUGCCAUCUCCCCAAGGAGAGUCUGGCACUUCCACUCCCCGCCGACGCGAAGUACAUAAAUUCUUCGACAGUUACCCCCAAUACGAACGCCGGCCAGCAGAUAUAUACGCCAACAAUGGGCCAGGCGCGCAGCCGCAGAGUCGCGACAUUUCUCCUCAUUCCGAGCGCGGAGGCAAGUCCCCUCGAGCGUUCUUGAACAUUUCAGAAGGGAAUGUCAUGGAUUUCGCCCAUUUCGGGUAUAUAUACUGCAUGGCGUUGCUGCAAGAAGAGGGGGGCUCGUCGCAGGUGCGUCUCGCGACCGGAAGUGGUGAUGAAUUCGUCAAAAUUUGGAAUUGCUCGGAUGGGACACCAACAGAAGUACAUGCUUUUGAGUGUACUAACAGCGGCGCAAUCUUCUCUCUUGUCGUUAAAGACGAUUCUACCCUCUUCGCUGGGUGCCAAGAUGGCUCUGUGAAAGUCCUAGACCUGGGUACCAAGACUCUAGUGAGAAGCCUCAUCGUGCAAGAGGGAGUUGAUGUACUUUCUUUGUCAAUAACUGGCUCAGAUCUAUAUGCUUGCUCUGCCGAUGGUAAUGUCCAACGCUUUUCCGCGUCUUUCGAUUGCACCGCUGCAUGGAAAGCCCACAAUGGAAUCGUGCUUUCCUCGAUCAUCACGACGGACAAGACCCACGCGACCUUAAUUACCGGGGGGAACGAUGACCAUAUCAAGAUGUGGGAGCUGUCAACAUCUUCUGAAGACCCGAUCGCGUCCCCGAGCUUUGGCAGCUCUCAAAUCCCAGACACUCUCACAUAUGCACUGUCCAAGUUCAUAUCCAUUCCGAGCGUGAGCUCCAAUCCGUCACACCGAGAGGACUGUCGCCAGGCAGCGAUAUGGUUAAAGAAAUGCCUAGCCCAGCUCGGCGCUACUGCGCAGCUUCUGCCGACGGAGAAUGGGAAGAAUCCGCUUGUUCUUGGGACUUUUACUGGUGUAACACCGAGGAAUAAGACAGAUAAGCCCCGGGUACUAUUUUACGGGCACUACGAUGUCAUACCGGCGCCGUCAGAGGGCUGGGACUCUGACCCCUUUCAUCUCAAUGGACGAAAUGGGUACCUAUACGGCCGAGGGUGUACCGACAACAAAGGGCCAAUUCUUGCUGUUGCUUUUGCAGUAGCGGAGCUCCUCGCAGCACGGAAACUCGGUCUCGAUGUUGUAUUCCUGAUUGAAGGCGAGGAAGAAUGUGGAAGUGCAGGGUUUGACGAAGCUGUGCAAAAACACAAGGACAUAAUUGGCCAUAUCGACGCAAUCCUCGUCAGUAACUCGACCUGGUUUGGAGAGGAUACUCCAUGUAUCACCUACGGGUUGCGUGGCGUUGUCCAUUGUUCAUUGGAAAUAUCCAACGACCGUCCUGACCUGCAUUCCGGUAUCGAGGGUGGUGCUGUCGUCGAACCGCUUCUGGAUAUGGUCCAUUUACUGGCCACCCUGACGGACCCAGAGCAUCGAGUGAAGAUACCGAGCUUUUAUGCUCAAGUACGGAAGCAGGACGCCGCUGAAAAAGAACGCAUCGCACAAAUUGCUGAAGGCUCAACCACGACAUCAAUAUUGUCUUCUCGUUGGUGCGAACCCUCUUUGACGGUUCACUCGAUAGACAUUUCUGGGCCUAGAAACGCAACGGUUAUUCCUGGCACCAUCAAGUCUCAAGUUUCGAUACGGAUCGUACCAGAUCAAGAUUUAUGCACUAUUUCCCAGUCCUUGAGCCAUUACCUGGAGACCUCUUUCAAGGCGCUCAACUCGCCCAACAAGCUGAAGCUGGCCGUGAAGCAUACAGCUGACUGGUGGCUAGGCGAGCUCGAGGGCUUCUGGUUUGAUGCUCUCGAGAACGCUGUCGCGGCGGAAUGGGGCAUAAAGCCGCUACGUAUCCGAGAAGGCGGAUCCAUUCCUUCGGUGCCUUUCUUGGAGAAGGAGUUUGGCUGUCAUGCGUUACACCUUCCCAUGGGCCAGAGCUCCGACCAGGCGCAUCUGCCGAACGAGCGCAUAUCGCUGGAUAACUUGAGGAAGGGAAAAGCAGUCGUUGAGCGAUUUUUCAAGACGGUGGUUGGAGGAUAA